This is a messenger RNA of Merops nubicus (carmine bee-eater), 414 nucleotides long. Its product is annotated as keratinocyte-associated protein 3-like. The annotation marks the transcript as partial. The transcript is spliced from 3 exons. The record is from RefSeq and is a predicted model, not a curated record. Lineage: Eukaryota; Metazoa; Chordata; Aves; Coraciiformes; Meropidae.
CACUGGACCCUUCUGAGCGUGUCCCUGUCGAACCUCCUCCUGUCCACAGCGUGCAGCGCGGGCCUGGCUCUGGCCAUUGCCCUCACCAUCCACGGCCGGGGCAGCCACCUGGUCAUGGGCUGCAACAGCUCAGCGCUGCCCGCGGACGCCCGUGCGGCCAUAGUGACCAACAACUGUCCCUUCAACACCACGCGCAUCUACGACACAGCGCUGGCGCUCUGGAUCCUCUCCCUGGUGCUGGUGGUGGCAGAGGCUGUGCUGUCGGGCAGAUGCUGUUUCGUGGCCCUGAUCCUCCGGGGCGUCGGGCCCUGCGCACGCGGCAGGGAGCAGCUGCCCAGGACAAGCACCAUGAAGGCAAGGCCUCCACGUGAGGGGCGGCAGCUCCUGGGGGAGCUGGCCGAGUCUUGUACCUAG